CUGGGAGAGGAAAGGGGUGAAUUCAUGUUUUCAGGUCUUUCCUGCUCUCCUGGCAGCCCAAGUUCCCAGCAACUGUAGGCCAAAGGUGCUGGAGUAGGGGUGUGACAGGACCAGCCCCUGAGCCUGGUCAGCCUGUAAGUGCUGGGCAGUCAUGGCGCUCACUCGGAGGCAGCCUCACCCUCGGCCUCUGCUCCUCCUGAUACUGAUGUGGUUUCCCAGAGGAAGCCUGAGUCUGGGUGAGUGAAACUCCCGCAAUGGAUGCCCUUGGCCAAACCAGAGGCCCUCGGGUGCCCCCGGAACCCAUCCCAUCUCCUGACCUGGGAGAGUGAGAGAGGGGAGGGAGGCCCCACAGAGUGGCCAAGCCCACUUUGCUUCUCACCUUUGUCCCCUAUGGCUACAGACCUGAUCCCCUACACGCCGCAGAUAACAGCCUGGAACCUGGAAGGGAAGGUCACGGCCACCACGUUCUCCCUGGAGCAGCCUCGGUGCAUCUUUGAUGAGCAUGCCUCAGCCAACGACACCAUCUGGCUAGUGGUGGCUUUCAGCAAUGCCUCCAGGGACUUCCAGAACCCACAGACCCCUGCUAAGAUCCCGGCCUUCCCACAGCUGCUGACUGACGGCCACUAUAUGACAUUGCCCCUGUCCCUGGAUCAGCUGCCCUGUGAGGACCUGACGGGUGGCAGUGGAGGUGUCCCUGUGCUUCGGGUGGGCAACGACGUCAGCUGUUACCAGCAACCCUAUUGCAACGCUCCCCUCCCGAGCCAGGGCCCUUACAGUGUGAAGUUCCUUGUGAUGGAUGCCGGUGGCCCACCCAAGGCUGAGACGACGUGGUCCCAUCCCAUUUAUCUCCACCAAGGGAAGGCCUCCAGCUCCAUUGACACGUGGCCCGGUCGGCGCAGCGGCUGUAUGAUUGUCAUAACAUCCAUCCUCUCUGCUCUGGCCGGCCUUUUGCUCCUGGCUUUCCUGGCAGCCUCCACUAUGCGUUUCUCCAGCCUGUGGUGGCCCGAGGACACCCACGAGCAGCUUCGGAUUGGUUCCUUCAUGGGAAAACGCUACACAACUCACCACAUCCCCCCCAGCGAGGCUGCCACACUGCCUGUGGGCUGUGAGCCUGGCCUGGACCCUCUUCCCAGUCUCAGCCCAUAGCCUGGCCUCUGCAGCUUGGGGCUGGAGUGAAGGGCAGAGAGCAAGUGCACAGGUCUCGUGUGGGGUGGGAUGG
Molecule: messenger RNA, 1219 nt
Organism: Acomys russatus (golden spiny mouse)
Lineage: Eukaryota; Metazoa; Chordata; Mammalia; Rodentia; Muridae
Gene: Upk3b
Product: uroplakin 3B
Exons: 5
Coding region: 259-1146 (295 amino acids)
Source: RefSeq, a predicted model, not a curated record